AUGGAGUAUGACGAAGAGAUUGAAGAAGCUGGGCCGCGGGUCACGGGCAUUGAAGUUGGAGGCCGCGACAGGAACGGACAUUCCUUUCAGCACAUCCAAGCCACGGGGUAUGCACGCAUACACAAUGGCGACGUGAUUGUUAGCGGUGGGGGCGAUUAUAUCUACAACGAGCGAAGCACGGAUCCUGACCUUGUCGCUGCUGCUGUGGUGAGACAGCUGGUCGAUGAGGGUACUAUUGUGCAGCUUGCUGGACUCAUGCAGCGAGCUCAGGCCUCCAACACACCCAUCCAUGAGGCACGAAAUGCGCCUUCCUCAAGACCGCAUUACCAAUUUCCGCGGCCAGGAAACAAGGGGCGGUCCAGAAAGUGGUCGCUCACCCUGCGACCUUGGAUGGUCUCCCAUAUUUGGCAAGCCUCGGUCAAUCGCUCAUAUGCCGGAUGGGAUGCAAGCAUACGAACGUGGAAUAUCGUUCCCUUCCGAUCGGCGAUCAUGGAAAUGGCUCGGCGGGGAGACGUGCGCGGCAUCCAAAAGUUGGUCGAUUGUGGGCAGGCGUCGCCGUUUGAUGUCGACGAACUCGGCUACAACAUCGCAAUGGUGGCCGCCCUCUACUCGGGCCUCUACCCUGGCGUCUCUUCCGCAGUGACCCGCUACUUUUUGGACUCGACCCAUUCUGAUCCGGGCGAACUGCUCAAAGUCGACAUCCGUAGCGCUGAUCCCCUCGAUGUUGAGGGCGGGUGGUAUGAGACGUUGAUCCAUGACUUUGGGGCUGAUUCAAGCGACCUGAUGGACCCURGCCCCCCUCCACUGUGGUGGUGCAUGCUGCAACGCAUCGAGUCCGUGAACAUAGUGUUCCAAUCCCUACCGUUCGCGUAUAGCUCCCUAUCGCCAGGAGAAAGAUUGAGCAAGGCACUUGCCAUAAGAGACCCCAAUCUCUCGCUUUUCAUUGCUGCGACUGGCUACGAAGCCGACCCUGGUGGACUUGCAACGGCGACGACGCCCUGUUAUGGUGAGACGGCGAUACAUGUCAUUGCGAGGCGCUUUGACCCGAAUAGCAGCGAACGCGACGAAUACUGCACUUUUUUGAAGCGUUUGGUCCAGAACGGAGCACAUUUGCAUGCGUUKCAGUGGGAUGCGUGGGUUGACAUCUACAAGACUCCCUUUAUGAAACUUCUGGAACGGGACAUCCAACGUGUGGGUUCCUGGCUAGACUUGCUGGUGUCUGCUGGCGUUGAUCUUGAGGGUUAUGGACGMAAAGAAUUCGAAAUCUGGUCGUCCGAGUCAGCUUACAGACCCAUCACAGCCGGUGUGAAUGCAUGUCCAAGGCGCAGGCGCUUUCACGAGGAUUUGGACCGCAGUUACACCGUGGUUGGGUUUGACUAUGGCUCGUCGCCGUCCGACUGGAGGCUCAUCGUGCAACCGUCCGUCACCAUUCCGAUCUACACCAGCAUUUCGGUCCCAGGAUCCUGGGUCGAUGAGUGUGUGGGUGAGAAGAUUUGCUGGAUGCCUAGUAGCGACGACGAAUCUCACACCUUUUGGGCCAAGGAGGACACGGUACGUAUGCAUUAUCGAGAGCGAGUGUUGCCGAACCAAGAUUUGUGGGAACCUCCUCCGGCCCCGAAAAGCGAUCAAGGGACAUACGAUGACGCCAGUCCAUCCGUACUGAUGCUACUGCGGCCCCGUGCAUGGACAUGCCUGAGGAAACGUGGGCAGAGCCAGCCCCCAAUGGACCGAAUGGCGAAACACAGAUGUCUCGGCGCAGAGGCUUCAUUGCGUAGAGAUCAUCGAAGCGGGCUCCACUGGUGUAACUUGACGUCGAAAAGCGCSUUGCACUUCCAGAACUAUUUCUUCACGGACGAGGAUGCGCGAGAGUGUGUGAGAGGACGCCGCGAGGACCAUGCCGACUACUGGCAACGACAUUCCAUCAAGUUUGAGGGGAUCAAACCUGGAGACUACUUCAAUACCUCCCGUGCCCGCAAGCAGAUAAGAAUGGUUCGGCUUGUAUCGGUCAUUGCCGGGGGAAUAGCUCUCUAG
Molecule: messenger RNA, 2031 nt
Organism: Ramularia collo-cygni
Lineage: Eukaryota; Fungi; Ascomycota; Dothideomycetes; Mycosphaerellales; Mycosphaerellaceae
Exons: 3
Coding region: 1-2031 (676 amino acids)
Source: RefSeq, a predicted model, not a curated record